UUCACCUCAUCCUCAUCCUUUCUUCUGUCCAGGCCAAUUAUCACAACCGGCAACGUGCUUCUGGUCCAGUUUGUGUCUGACCUCAGUGUGACAUCUGAUGGAUUCCUCGCCCACUAUAGCAGCGUUCCGCCAGGCACUGAGAUACCAAUCGUCGACUCAGGAGCCAGUACGAGGUCCAUUCCUCCAAAACCUGCAGUCAAACCAGUUGCACCUGAACGCCCAGCCGCCACCAGACCGCCACCACAAUAUGUGCAACCUGAGCCCACCGAGAGACCCAAACCAGUCAAACCUACCAGGGGCCGUGGACAGGGCGCCACAGGCCAGGCAAGGAGGGUGCCCGUCACACGGCCAAAUGGAAGGAGGCCUGUCCCUCAGAAUCCUCUGUGUGCCAAAGCCUGCAAAAGAGAUGGAACCAUCAAAACCAGUUUCUGUGCCAGUGAAUUUGUGAUAACUGGGAAAGUGGCCUCUCUGUCUCCCGGGCCCCGAGGCACUCUCCAUAUUAGCGUCACCCUCAUUAACUCCUACAAGACUGGUCAACUAGCAAUCGCGCAAGACCAAGAGACAAUGACGGUUAAGCUGGUGUCACAGUGCAAGAAAUGCCCGCUGCUCCGCAGAGGUAUUCACACACACACACACACACACACACACACACACACACACUACAUCACAGAUUAGCAUUUACAUUCGGUC
Plectropomus leopardus (leopard coralgrouper) is the source of this 690-nucleotide messenger RNA. Lineage: Eukaryota; Metazoa; Chordata; Actinopteri; Perciformes; Serranidae. The record is from RefSeq and is a predicted model, not a curated record.